Molecule: messenger RNA, 3015 nt
Organism: Xiphias gladius (swordfish)
Lineage: Eukaryota; Metazoa; Chordata; Actinopteri; Istiophoriformes; Xiphiidae
Product: casein kinase II subunit alpha
Exons: 13
Coding region: 375-1556 (393 amino acids)
Biological process (GO): protein phosphorylation
Cellular component (GO): cytosol; protein kinase CK2 complex; nucleus
Molecular function (GO): ATP binding; protein serine/threonine kinase activity
Source: RefSeq, a predicted model, not a curated record
UCUCGGAGAAGUAGGUGGCGUUGGUCAGCCAUAUUGUCUCUGAAACAGCAGAAAUCACAUACUAGCACAGACACACUGCCGACGGAGUGAGGCGAGAAUUGUCGGCCUUACAAAAAUCAGCUAGUUGGGGAGCAUUUCGGUCGUCGAAUUGAUCAAGGGGCUAUUCCACCGUGCCCCUGGUGGCCCCUCCCCCAUCCUCAAUCGAACCCCCCAUCCCACCCUCCAACCCCCACACAAACCCCUUGCCCCGUUUGGAUCAAUCCCCCUCAUUCCCUACCUUCCCUCCUCUUCGUCCCUCCCACCCAUCUUCCCUGUACUCCGACUGUCCUCUGCUGCAGUAGGAUCUCCCCACCAUCUCUGCCAAGCUGUCAGACAUGUCAGGGCCCAUGCCGAGCCGGGCCCGAGUGUACACAGAGGUCAACACUCACCGGCCCAGGGAGUACUGGGACUAUGAGUCCCAUGUGGUUGAAUGGGGAAACCAGGAUGAUUUUCAGUUGGUGCGGAAGCUAGGGCGUGGCAAAUACAGUGAAGUCUUUGAGGCAAUCAACAUUACAAAUAAUGAGAAGGUGGUGGUGAAGAUACUCAAGCCCGUGAAGAAAAAGAAAAUCAAGCGUGAGAUUAAGAUUUUGGAGAAUCUACGCGGAGGUCCUAACAUAAUCUCCCUCAUCGAUAUUGUGAAAGACCCUGUAUCCCGGACACCCGCUUUGGUCUUUGAACAUGUCAACAACACAGACUUCAAGCAACUGUACCAGACCCUGACAGACUACGACAUCCGGUUCUACAUGUAUGAGAUCCUCAAAGCCCUGGACUACUGCCACAGCAUGGGAAUCAUGCAUAGAGAUGUGAAGCCACAUAACGUGAUGAUUGAUCAUGAACACCGCAAAUUGCGCCUUAUUGACUGGGGUUUGGCUGAGUUUUACCAUCCAGGACAGGAGUACAAUGUCAGAGUCGCCUCCCGCUACUUUAAAGGACCUGAACUCCUGGUGGACUAUCAGAUGUAUGACUACAGUUUGGAUAUGUGGAGCCUUGGCUGUAUGCUGGCAAGCAUGAUCUUCAGGAAGGAGCCCUUCUUCCAUGGCCAUGACAACUAUGACCAGUUGGUGAGAAUUGCCAAGGUUCUGGGAACUGAAGACCUCUACGACUACAUUGACAAGUACAACAUUGAGCUGGAACCUCGCUUUAAUGACAUUCUGGGAAGACAUUCUCGUAAGCGGUGGGAGAGGUUUGUCCACAGUGAGAACCAGCACCUGGUCAGCCCUGAGGCUCUGGAUUUCCUGGACAAGCUGCUGCGCUAUGACCACCAAGCCCGGCUGACUGCCCAUGAGGCCAUGGAUCACCCUUACUUCUUCCCCAUUGUGAAAGAUCAGUCUCGUGUGGCCGGAUCAGCCAACCUGCCCAGUGGGAACACAGCUGUUAGCACAGCCAGCAUGAUCACUGGUAUCUCUGCUUUGCCAGCCUCCACUGCCCUGGGCCCUCUCACUGGCUCGCCGGUCCUAUCUGCUGCCACAAAUGCCCUGAGCACCCCCGUGCCCGCUGCUGCUGGCGCCCCGCAGUAACACCCCAUCUAGAUCCAUAUUCAUCCCUCCUCAUCGGUCACAGCUCCACCACCACCCAGCUCGCAGGAAGAAACUGGACAGGUGCCACGUUGCCAGCCCUCACCACAUCCAACCUAACUCAAGUGUAACUGUGCCUCACAAACCUUCUCUCUGGAGGAUGCUGUCGUCUAAGAAAAAAAAGAUGUUUUUUUUUUUUUUGCAUUCCUCCUCUUCCUCGAAUGAACGUGUUAACCCAACAUCUGAAAUGACUGUUCUGUGUAAUUGAAAUAUACAAGUAUUAACUUCAUUUUUCCCACAAACUGUAGUGAAUACAAAUGGGUGUGUGUGUCUUUGUGAGGUGAGUCUGAGAGUGAGUGUCAUCCAUGGCUGAUUCUGGGUCUCAUCACCCCCCUGCGUUUUUUAGUUUUCAUUGUGAAGACACUGGUCAAAAAAUACAUCAACCGAAGGAAAAAGAAAGACAUGUUUGCUAUCAGGACCAAAAGGAACACAUCCUGCAGUAAUGUCAAAAAACAAGACCUGAUGAAAAAACUUAAUUUACCUCCCGAGAUGUCUUAACACCCUCCUGAUCACAGCAUCUUGAAAGUGUUUGGUGCUGUUCUGUUGAACACAUGACACUUCAACACUUUCUUUGCCUGAGUAGUUUUGUCUUAACUUUCUAAUAAUACCAGAUCACCAGUCUUCUUUUGAUAAUGCAACUCCCAGUCACCGUCAUCUGUUGUUAAACUGUUUUGUAUUGAAUUGUUCUAGACUGCUGGAUAAGGUUCAUCACCAUCAAGUGGUUUGAUCAACUCUAGUGUUGUACUCUGAUCUCUUAAGAAGCCAGGUAAGGUUCAUUCAGGUUCUCAAAGAAAUAGUUUCUCAAACAUGCUGCUUUCCAGAUCCUUGAAUUGCUUCAAGUGGCUUUUCUUGAAUUAUUUCAAGAUAUAACCAAAGUUUACUCAGUUGGUUAGAAGAAAGUACUGACCAAACCUAGUUUUAUUUUGUGGGAGUUUCUCAUGGAGAUGCCUUGAUGCAGGUUGACAGUGUGGGUUCUACUGAAUAAGAUGAUAACAUGAUACAAUAAUCAUCUGCAGGUGACUUAAGCGCUGUUAGAGUUGUGACAUGGUUAAGCUUUGUGAUGAGUAAUACAGUUUAUUGGGUUUCACCACCAUGUUGAGGGAAAUAUUGAAGUUGAAAUGUUGAAUAGCACUUCAGGGGUAGCAUUUUGCCCAGUGUUUUAGUUUCAGAGUUUGAACAUGUAAGUUUUUGACCCUGCAGUACAUACACGUUUUUUUUUUUUUUUUCCACUUCAAAAAUCUUAAAAUGCAAAUAAAUCAAAACAUGUAUAUGCUGACCUGUGAAUGGAGCAGUUUGAGUCCCUACAUCACUGUAUAUAUUUUUAUGUUCUUAAGACUAGUAUUUGAAAAUAUGUGUAAAUAAAUGUGUUUUAUUUAUGACUGAUUUAUAUCUGUCAUGUUCA